Messenger RNA from Oryza sativa Japonica Group (Japanese rice), 785 nucleotides. RefSeq names its product auxin-induced protein 10A5. The record is from RefSeq and is a predicted model, not a curated record. Gene Ontology annotation, biological process: response to auxin. Lineage: Eukaryota; Viridiplantae; Streptophyta; Magnoliopsida; Poales; Poaceae.
CAUUCCAUUCUCCUUCCCACCAUUCAACCAACCAACCUGCAGCUGCUCAAGAACACCUCACUCCAAUCAGCAGCAAUGGAGGAUCAUCAGGGUGGCGGUGUAGGCAGGGCGAGCAACAAGAUCAGGGACAUCGUGAGGCUGCAGCAGCUGCUCAAGAGGUGGAAGAAGCUGGCGACCAUGGCGCCGGGGGGGAGGAGCGGCGUGCCCAAGGGGUCGUUCGCGGUGUACGUCGGCGAGGAGAUGCGGCGGUUCGUGAUCCCGACGGAGUACCUCGGCCACUGGGCGUUCGAGCGGCUGCUCCGCGACGCCGAGGAGGAGUUCGGCUUCCGCCACCAGGGCGCCCUCCGGAUCCCCUGCGACGUCGCCGCCUUCGAGGCCACCCUCCGCCUCGUCGCCGCCGGCAACGGCAACGCCAAGGCCAAGGACGACGCCGCCGCCAUGUGCUCCUGCUCCUCCGACACCGAGAUCUUGUGCAGAUGAUGAUGAUCAACACCAUUUCGCCAUUUGUGUGUGCGUGUGUGUUUUCCUCUCUCUCCUUUCUUGCGUUCGUUCGUUCCUUCUCGCUUUCUUUCUUCGCGGCUACUUUUUUUUUGCUGAAGAAAGGAGAAGAGGUUGGCUGCAAUGCGAUGCAAUGCAACAGACUGAGAGUCAGAGACAGUAAUUGAUGAUGAGAUAUGUAAAAUUUUAUGGUUUGUACAAGGGGAGGAGAUGAAGGAUUCAUUCUUCACUGCAAUGAUCUAAUGCAAACUUUAGGCUACUAAUUUAUAUAUUUGUGUCACAGAGUA